This is a messenger RNA of Toxotes jaculatrix (banded archerfish), 5925 nucleotides long. It is a transcript of the gene rbm27, whose product is annotated as RNA binding motif protein 27. Lineage: Eukaryota; Metazoa; Chordata; Actinopteri; Toxotidae. The transcript is spliced from 21 exons. The record is from RefSeq and is a predicted model, not a curated record. Gene Ontology annotation, cellular component: nucleus. Gene Ontology annotation, molecular function: metal ion binding; RNA binding. Bases 80 to 3265 code for a protein of 1061 amino acids. Gene Ontology annotation, biological process: mRNA processing.
GUGAAGAGAGACAGAAGGCCUUAAAGCUUAUAAAUUUAUAGACGAUGAGAGUAGGGUUAUCAAAACGCACUUUCAUUUUAUGAACAGUAUUAUAUUCUUUCUCACGAUGAUCAUAGAGAAUGUGGAAGCCUUGAAGUCGUGGCUGGCAAAACUCCUGGAGCCAAUAUGUGAUGCUGACCCCUCUGCAUUAGCCAACUAUGUGGUGGCUCUUGUGAAGAAGGACAAAUCGGAGAAGGAGCUGAAAGCACUUUGUGCAGAUCAGCUUGAUGUCUUCCUACAAAAAGAGACAACAGGAUUUGUCGAUAAACUGUUUGAAUGUCUGACAACAAAGAACUACCUGGGAAAUCCUGCUGCCAAGGAGGCUCCUAAAGAGGAGGUCAAACCACCUGCAGUCAAGUCUGAUGUUGUGGAGGCUGAAACUCUAGAGGAGGAGAGAGAAAACAGGUGGAGGAGAAGUCCUCUGAGAAACCGCUCUGACUUCGAGUCCAGGAGCCGCGAUGACAGGAGGCGAGAUGAGCGCAAGCGCCGUGACUUCGAUCGGCACGGGAAAAGCGGCAGCGACUCUCACCGCGAACGGGAGCGCCACGAGCGUCGCAGGGGCAGCCCCCGCGGGAGGAGCUACAGCCGCAGUCGGAGCAGGAGUGGCAGCCGAGGAAAGAGCAGGGAUAGGGAGCACAGAGGAGGUAGAGACUUUAAGUCAAAGUUUGAGGUGGAAAGAAAGGAUACCGACGGCUGCAACUCUUUGACCACAUCCGGAUCCCAGCAGCAGCACCCUCCACCUCUCUUGCCCCUGCCCACACCUCCACACCCUUUUUCCUCCUCUACAUCGUCGUCCGCUGGAGUCUCAGGAGCUGGAGGUGUUCCUGUAGCAACGCUGGCUCGCCUGCCCGAUAGCACCACAGACAGCUGGUCAAGCUACUAUGGCAAACAGAGACAAGAUGGUGUCGGGAAGCCGUUCAACAACAAGAGCGUUUCACUCAAACAGCGUUGCAGGGAUUAUGACGAAAAAGGAUUUUGUGUCCGUGGUGACCUUUGUCUAUUCGACCACGGCAACGACCCUCUCAUCGUGGAUGAUGUCAAUCUACCAAAUAUGAUUCCAUUCCCGCCCCCACCUGUUAUGCCGCCCGCUGGCAUGCCCAUGCCCCCAAUCACAGAGCCACCUCCUUCCCUCAGGAUCCCUUCGAUGCCACCCUAUGGCCAGCCACCACCACCGGGCGUCUUCCCCAUGACUGGACCCCCACUGAUAGCAACCAGUGGGAUUGAUACCCCCAACCACCAAUCUGCAAUCACUUCUUCUCCUCCUAUUGGACCGCCUGGUGUGGGGCUGCCGCCUACUCUUCCUCCUCCUCCUCCUCCUCCUCCUCCUCCACCUCCUCCUCCUUCGUCCUCAUCUGUGUCUCUUCGUCCCCAAUAUGUCCAGUCUGAAUAUAACUAUGAUCCAGAGGGCUACAACCCAGAAUCCCCAGGCCUGACUCCAGCAGGUCGUAACCCGUAUCGACAGUUCAUUCCCCGAGUGCAGACCCAGCGCUCCAACCUCAUCGGCCUCACCUCCAGUGAAGGACAAGGCUCCAGAGCUGCAAACAUAGUGAUCCAGACAGAGCCAGCCACUGUGGCCAGCACUCCUGGAAGUAACGUGUCCCGUUUCAACACAGAGCAGGACAGCAGGAAGCGAGCCAUGGGGCAUAGUACGGCUGAGGGACCAGCAGCUAAAAAACCCUGGAUGGAGAAGACAAACUUUAACAACCAACAUAAGAGCAGUUUUCCCAAGAGGAAUCACUAUGUUAACACCAAGCUAGAGGUGCGCAAGAUCCCUCGUGAGCUCAACAAUAUCACCAAACUCAAUGAGCACUUCAGCAAGUUUGGAACCAUUGUCAACAUACAGGUUGUGUUUGGUGGAGACCCAGAAGCCGCACUGAUUCAGUACACAAAGAAUGAAGAGGCCAGGCGAGCCAUAUCCAGCACUGAGGCGGUCCUCAACAACCGCUUCAUCCGUGUGUACUGGCACCGUGAACCCGGCACCAAUGCCACGGGGCUUCAGCAGCAGGAGCAGAGCUCAGGGAGCCAAGCAGCUGGAUCGGCACCCAGCCAGGGGCCGCAGCACAGCAGCGUGCAUAAGCAGGGGAUAAAACAGCACAAUCCAGCCGCCUAUGUGUUGAACAAGACUGUACCAAAGCAUCGCCCGCCAGCAGCGGCUGGGACCACACCUCCAGCCAAGACGGACAGCCAGAGCCCAAACACAGACACGGUGGCGCCUGCACUGACAAACACCCAGAAGGGCCCCUACACUUCUACAGCCCUCAAGUCGUCCUCGAAGAGCCUUGGGAAAACGGGAAAAGCUCUAGAAGCACAGGAAGUCCUCAAGAAGAAACAGGAGGCAUUAAAACUCCAGCAGGACAUGAGAAAGAAGAAGCAAGAGAUGUUAAAGACACAAAUUGAGUGUCAGAAGGCCCUGAUAAACCGUCUGGAGAAGAACCGAGGGAUGAAACCUGAGGAGAGAGCCAACAUCAUGAAGACCCUGAAGGAGCUGACGGACAAGAUCGCCCAGCUGCAGAAUGAAAUGAACCCUGCUUCCCAGGUCUCCAGCACCAAACCCAACCACAGUCAGACCAAGACCAAAACCGAUGCCCAGAAGGAGUUGCUGGACGCAGAGCUGGACUUUCACAAGAAGAUGAGCUCUGGAGAGGACACAACAGACCUCAAGAGAAAACUAGGGCAGCUGCAGGUGGAGGCGACACGGUUGGGUCUAAUCCGGCCCCCUGCAGGUCGAGGUCGGGGUCGAGGAAAGAUGGCGCCUGAGCCCGGUUCGAUGCACGUGGGCCGCGGCAGGGGCCGAAGCCGGGAGAUGGUAGCCCGCGGCGGGGCCGUGAACCGUAUGGUGGUUGACCACAGACCCAGAGCCCUGGCUAUUUUGGGGGUCACUCAGGAGGAGAAGGAGGAGCUAAUGCCACACUUUGUGAAAUUUGGCGAGAUUGAGGAUCUCCGUGACCAAGAUGCGAACAGUGUCGUCAUGACCUUUAAAACACGAAGCGAAGCAGAGAAUGCAGCUAAUCAGGGAGCUAAGUUCAAAGGUCGAGUGCUGCAGAUUUCCUGGUACAAGCCCAAGACGCCCUCUGUUACAACAGAGCCGGAGGAGGAAGAGGCUAAAGAUGAGGAUAAUAAGAAGGAAACUAGCUCCUAUUUGCCUGGUGAGGAAGAGGAAGAGGAGGAGGAGGAGGAGGAUGACGACGAAGACGACGAGUACGAGAGCCGGUCUUGGAGACGGUGAAGGCAUUGCCAUUUGUCAUUACCUGCUCUUCAGCAAAUCAAGGGUUAUUUUCCCCUCACGGGCAGAUAAAAUCAGUACAACGGAACUCACAUUUUUUUUUCCUUUCCAGUAUUUUCAAGCUAAGUAAUUUUAGACUCUAAUCAAAGUAAAAACAUCAUUACUUUAUUGUACAUCAAAAGAACUUUAGAGGGUCGACAGCUUUUGUAUCCCUCCACUAAACAAUUAUUUAAAACAUCUCACUUUUGCUGAGAAAGAUAAAUGUUAAGUUGUUCUUAUAGAUAGAAAAACCUAUGUAAGUUUCAGUGUGCUUACCAGAUGAUUAAUAUCAGUAAUGCACAACAUUUGUGUCUACUGUGAAUAGGUAUUUUUAUACAUACUGUAUUUAAGCUCUUUUCUCACCAGUUUUUUGAAAAAUCUCGUCCUCCAUUCAGGGACAGCCAUUCCAUCACCAAUAGAGCGUUCUCUGUUGCUACCAGAGAGAUAUUUAUUUAUUUUUUCACUGCAUAAAUGCACUGUGCCGUACCUAUAUUGGCACAGUAUGGUAUGGUUUUCCGUUUUCCUCACAGUUUGCUUUGGCAUGGGACAGCCCAAAAUGUUAAAGGAUCCAAAUACAUUUGACAGUGGCUCUGUGUGCCGGCACGAAUACAUGCUGGUUUGUGCAUGUUGUAUUCGUAAACAAACAGAGCCACUUCCUCCCAGCACUCAGAGGUGCUGAGACUGUACCAUGACCAUAUUAGAGCCAGUGCAGGUACAGAAGGAUACCAGUGCAAUAGAAAAAACCCAGACAAAGUUUACAAAUUGCCAUGUUCGUGCACGUCACAUACAGUCUUGUAGUACAUAUUCAAAAUUUCCCCCACGUUUAUUUUGUUCUUCACUCAAUGUCCAGUGCCACUCUGUGUAAAUAUACAAACACCCACACGGGUGUUCUACGUUUUCUAAGAGUGUGUAACAUUUUUCACUUGUUUUAUUCUGUCACUUGGUCAUCCAGAGGGCCUGACAGGACAAGGAUCAGAUCACCCAUUUCAAAAAUGUGAGAUCCAGAGACAGGUGUCUGAAUGUAAUACUGAACAGUUGAUUUUAAUAUAUAAAUAUAUAUAUAUAAUUUCUUUGCCUUACACAAUCAGCAGAUGGCUGAAUUUUUACAAGAUUUGUGAUUUACUUUUGUAAAUUUUGUAAAUGCUUGAAAGAGAAAUUACUGUUGUACUUAUUUUUUUUGUUGGGUUUUUUUUUUUUGGGUUUUGUUUUUCUGUCAUUUUAAAUGAAUGACGAGGUUAUGUCAGGUAGAAAAGGUCAAGCAAGAGUGCAUCGCGUCUCUGCUUAUUCGCAAGAAUUUUGCAUUUGUGACCAGUCCACAUUGUUAUUUCACUAAAUUUGUCAUCAAAGUAGCGCAUUUCUUUUAUAGAAACCUUUGGAGCUGCUCUGAUCUGUGGAAAACACUCUGGGAGGGUGGGGCGCGGAGGGCACCUCACAAUAUUAUUUGUGCAUUAGUGCAGCUUUGCCUGCAUCUGACUAUUGUCAAAGCUCUAGACCCACUCUACAAGUGCAACCAUAUAUUUGUGCACCUUUCAUGACAAAAAGUUUUAUUUUGUUUUGCCUUUACAUAUACUGUAUUUUAGAACCCUCAGGGUGGGAGGAAUGAAUUUAAGCUUCAUAUGGAAAUGUGCUCAUUGCAAGAUAAUACAUUUUUGACAGUGUGUACUUUUGUUGCUUCCCUUAAACAAUGUUUACAUGCAGCCUAAUGAAGUGUUGUUUGACUUAUGCUUAUCAUAACUUAACUAAACUGAUCAUAUCCAGAAAGAUAACAGACUGAAGCACCACAACAAAAGGAGAUAUUAACUUAUUAAUUGUAGCAGUCUCGCUCUUGCAGGCAGAAAUCUGCACGUAUGCUUAAGUGCAGAUUUCUGCCUGCAUAUUGAAUACAGUCAGUAACGAAUCAUUUCCUCCCACCUACAAUGUCAGUAGCGCUCUUGUUUGGAUUGCAUAUCUCACUGUUGUCUAAUAACUCAGAGGCCUCCUGCCAUUGACUUUAUUGUCCCAUUAAAACCUUUGAGUUCAUGUUUUUGUCUCCACCAUCACUGUGUCAGUCAUAAUGAGGUUCAGGUGUGCGAUGGAAAGCUAAAGCUUUUCCCUUUGCACGUAGUACUUUGAUAUGAUUUGCUCCUGUGAUAUUCUUUUUUUUUUUUUUAUAUGAGGUCACUGGCAGUUUUAAAGGACAAACCUAUACUGGCAGGGUUCUUGCUUGUGUAAGUGAGGACUCAGAGAAGGUCUCUCUCCCACGUUUUGUACUAUCUUCUGUAUGCUACUAUCACACAAUAGUGUAAAAAAAUGUAAAAUGUUUAUUGGAUAAUAGUUUUGGAUUUGUUACUGUUUAUAUUUGCAGGAUGUGGAUGUAUUUUCUUCAUGUAUUUUGUUUGUAAAAAAUGGAUUUCUAAUUUACAAGCAUGUUUGCUUUUGCCAAUAAAGAUGGAGGAAUGGGGUGCUUGUAAAACGAUCAAAAAAAAAACAGAAAAAAGAAGAAGAAAAGAAAAGAGAAAAAAUACAAUUUGAAUUGGAUCUUGGAUGAAAAACAUUUUGAGUUAUUGAAAGAAAAUUGACCAAAAAAGAAGUCAACAUUGGCAAGGGGGAAAAAAAAAUCAAGCAAAAGCAUUCCAGAAAACAUU